This is a messenger RNA of Selaginella moellendorffii, 811 nucleotides long. RefSeq names its product PITH domain-containing protein 1. The transcript is spliced from 9 exons. The record is from RefSeq and is a predicted model, not a curated record. Bases 18 to 626 code for a protein of 202 amino acids. Lineage: Eukaryota; Viridiplantae; Streptophyta; Lycopodiopsida; Selaginellales; Selaginellaceae.
UAGGGCUUUUGCUAGCGAUGGCGUCGUGCACACACCACCACCACUGCGCCGACCACUCCUGCGCUGCCGAGUGGUCGCUCCACGCCCACAUUGACACCGCCAAGGUCUGGGCGCUGAACGAGGCCUCUCCAGGCAGCUCCAAAUCGGUCUUCAAGAGCUGGGAUCAGCGACUGGAUCUCUCGGGAUCGCUGGAGAGCAAUGAGGACGAUCCCGAGCUCAUUCUUUUCAUCCCCUUCACCACUGACGUGAAGAUCAAGAGCAUUUGCGUCAUCGGAGGCACUGAUGGCAGCAGCCCAUCCAAAAUGAGAGCGUUCAUAAACCGCGAGGACAUCGACUUUUCGGAUGCGAGGGAGCUCCUUCCCGUGCAGGAGUGGGAUUUGGCUGAGAAUCUCUACGGAGAACUGGAGUACCCAACAAGGUAUCCCAAGUUCCAAGGCGUCGCCAAUCUGACCCUGCAUUUCCCGACCAACUUUGGCGGCACGAGCACGCGCAUCCACUACGUUGGACUGAAAGGAGAAUCUACCAAGGUGAAUCGGGAUGCCGUGACUAAUGCAGUCUACGAGGCAUAUCCAAAUCUGUCAGAGCACCAGAUCCCAGGUGGUACUGGAGCACCCGAAGUUUCGUAGCUUUUCGGAGGCGCUCUACUCCCCCCGAGUGAUUUACUCGUUACGUUUCGCUCUAUAAGGUGUUGUUAGCGCUAGAGCUGUACAGGGAAGCUUGGUUUUGGACGCCUUUUGAGACCGGAAAUGAUACCAAAGCCAGGAAAGUUUUUGGUACUUGAGUCUACUUUUAAUUUUUUUUCUUUUGUCAA